Molecule: messenger RNA, 987 nt
Organism: Melanaphis sacchari
Lineage: Eukaryota; Metazoa; Arthropoda; Insecta; Hemiptera; Aphididae
Gene: Osi20
Exons: 2
Coding region: 22-867 (281 amino acids)
Source: RefSeq, a predicted model, not a curated record
GCGUGGCCAAAGUCGUUUACGAUGCACAGCAGCAGCAGAACAGCAGUGUCCGCGUCGUCGCUCUCGGUGGUGUUGCUAGCAGCCGCGGUCGCCGUGGCCGUGGCCGGGGUCGCGGUCGCCGCCGCCGACCGGCCGGUCGACGGUCUGCUGGACAGGGUGCUGGACAGGUGUUCGCUGGGACCGGGCGCCGUGGGCUGUCUGAAGGGCAACGUGCUGGAGUUCUUGCGGGAUGGCCGCGCUGCGGACGCCGACGACGGUGACGUGGACGCGGAACUGGUGCGAGCGGCCGGCGCGUACAUCGAACGCCGCGUCAACGAACCGACCGUGCCGGCUGUGCGUCCCGCCCGGGCAAUGGACAACGACGCUGCUCCCGCCGCCGCCUCUGCCGCCGCCACAGCCGCCGCCGCGACGACUACUACCACAGCUAGAGCUGACAUGGAAAUGGGCAUGAUGCAAGACAAAAUGCUGAUGCCGCUCAUGAUGAUGAUGAAGAUGAAGCUCAAGAUGCUCAUGCCCAUAAUGAUGGCCAUCGUCAGCAUGAAGGCGACCAAGGCGCUGGUGCUCAGCAAGGUGGCCAUUAUGCUGGUGCUCGGGUUCCUCAUCAAGGAGUUCCUGAAGAAGUCUGGUAUACCCGGGCUCCCGAUACACCUUCCCGGAUUCCCGGGACCCUCCGAACCGUCGUCCACAUCCGCUCCGCCUCCCAUGUACGGACCGCCGCAGUCUUCCAGCUACGAGUCUUCCAGUUCGUGGGAGCCCACGGGAUACUCAAGUCAUUCCUCCGAUUCCGCUCAUUCGAUGGCCUACAACAGUUACCAGCCGUCGUCUUCGUCCGGUUCGUCGGCCAGUCUGUCGUCCACCAAAUAUUGAAAAUUUGGUCUUAGAUUUUUGCACUAGGUAUCUUAAUUAAAUUAUUGUUUGGAUUUAUAUUAAUAUUAUUAUUUAUUACUCAGUAUAGCUCAAUUAAUUUAUUUAUUUCAUGAAAAUUGU